Penicillium antarcticum is the source of this 1173-nucleotide messenger RNA. RefSeq lists its product as uncharacterized. The transcript has a single exon. The coding region runs from base 1 to 1173 and encodes 390 amino acids. Lineage: Eukaryota; Fungi; Ascomycota; Eurotiomycetes; Eurotiales; Aspergillaceae. The record is from RefSeq and is a predicted model, not a curated record.
AUGGGCAAACAUUAUGAGCUCGACGCUAACAACAAGCCUCUCGUAAUCAAAGCAUCGUCUACUCCGUUUUCUAUUGAAAACAUCAGAAGCUGUGCUACCUGUCGUGGACCCUUGAGAGAUAUCGCCCGGUAUGGUCGAUUAAUCCGACGUGCAAUCCUUGAUGAGUCGACGAAGAAGUUGAUUCUGUUGCUUAACCAGCAAUAUGUUCCCCUUGCACAGGAACUUCCCGUGCUCAUUGAGAAGAUGCAAAACCUGCCGAGCGACAAACAGUCUUCAUGGCCAAGUUCUAUCACAAUCAGUGGAAAUCGGAACGACCAAGUCAAGAUGAUGCACGAAAUCAUCAAAAGCACAAAUGGUGAUCGAUGGAAUGGAAUGCUUGACUUGCGAAUUCGAAUCGGCAAAUACCGCAGUCGUGUUGAGCCUCACGAGCAGCCCUUUGAAAGGGUCCGUAUCAUGGUCGGGGAUGCUCAGAGACGCAAGAAGAUAACGGGCGACUUGAACUUUCCCAGCAGUAUUCUCCAGACUAAAGGGUACAUCCAGGCCACGGCUCUACUCCUUCGCCUGGAUAUUGCUUUGUUUGCAGACUUUUCCAGUCUCAUUUUCCGAAAAGGCGCAAAUGAGAUCAGCCUUAAGAUAGAUCUACAGGGUACCAAGAACGAUUGCGGGCUCCUUACUCGUGUAGCCCAUGAACAUGACCGAGUUCCGCAACAGGUGGAAGGUUUCCUCUACCUGGCACAACUUUGCGGCCUCGAACGAGCACAUGUUCCACAUCUGGAUAGGGAGGUCAAUCGCAAUAAAUAUUUGCUUGAAGGCCUGCUAUUCAUCAAUGAAGCCAGGAAGCGUUGCAUGAGCUACCCCGGUCAGACACGAGGAUUGUCGGAUGAGGUGGACUGCGCGGAGACCAUGCUGAGAGGAACAGCGUUCUGGUCGAUCAUCACUAGCAGGGAACGCAUGGAAGUCAUUUCAGCAAUGGCCCAGAAGUUCCAGGGUACUGGACACUGGUUUUACUGCCGCAAUGGACAUCCAUUUACCAUCGGGGAGUGUGGGGGAGCCGUGGAGACAACCUUCUGUCCCGACUGCGGCGCCCCAGUAGGAGGAGAAAACCAUCAAGUUGCAGCAGGAGUUACUCUGGCAGAGGAUCUGGAGCAGAGACUGACUGAAAUGGGUAUUUGA